Molecule: messenger RNA, 5398 nt
Organism: Tachysurus fulvidraco (yellow catfish)
Lineage: Eukaryota; Metazoa; Chordata; Actinopteri; Siluriformes; Bagridae
Gene: stim1b
Product: stromal interaction molecule 1b
Exons: 14
Coding region: 245-2242 (665 amino acids)
Biological process (GO): intracellular calcium ion homeostasis; activation of store-operated calcium channel activity; store-operated calcium entry
Cellular component (GO): endoplasmic reticulum; plasma membrane
Molecular function (GO): protein binding; calcium channel regulator activity; calcium ion binding
Source: RefSeq, a predicted model, not a curated record
UUCUGUCGUCGGGUGCAGGAAGAGCAGUAGCAGGCUGACUUUCAUGACUUUCACUCUUUAAUAGGUUCUUAAUCCGUACUUUUUUUAUUCUUUGUGGCAUUUUUGUUAACGUUAUUUAUCCAAAUACCAGGAAUCGUGUUGUGUUUGUUUCUGUGUUGCUUAAGAAGGGCUUUCUGACGGAGAUGGACAUUUAUUACUGAACUCGCCCAUUGUGGUAUAUAUCAGAGGUUUGCAGGAGAUCAGCAUGGAGUCAAUACGUCUUGCUUCUCUGUGUAUCAUCAUUCUUUGCCUGGUGAGGAGAAGCACAGCAGAACCACCAAAAAUACCAGACCACAUCCAGCCUACUGACAGGUUUUCAGAGUUUUGUAUGAUUGAUAAGGUCCUGUGUCAGGAUGAGAAUGCUGUGCUGAGUUUCGCGGCCAUCAGAAGCAUCCACAAGGAUAUGGAUGAUGACGCAAAUGGCAGUGUGGAUGUGACGGAGACAGAUGGGUUUCUCAGAGAGGAUCUGAAGUAUCAUGAUCCCAAGGCAAAACACAAGAGUUUCCAUGGAGCUGACCUGCAGAUUACUGUGGAGGACAUGUGGAACUCCUGGAAGGCCAGUCGAGCGUAUGCAUGGAUGGUGGAUCAAGUGGAAGUUUGGCUAACUGAUCAUGUGAAACUGCCACAAUAUGUCGACUCCUUCAGGAAGAAUAAGAUUACUGGCCAAACCUUGCCCAGACUGGCUGUGAAAAAUGCCACCCUGACGCUGUCCGUGUUGAAGAUCCUGGACCGCAGUCAUGCUCAGAAACUGCAACUUAAAGCUCUGGAGAUAGUCCUGUUCGACCAAGAGUUGAACUGGUACAGCCAGUUGAAAGACUUGGUGCUGGUGGUGUCCAUUGUAAUCGGUGUAGCAGGCUGCUGGUUUGCCUACAUCCAGAACCGCAACUCGAGGGAUCACAUGGGCAAGAUGAUGAAAGACCUGGAGGGACUGCAGAGAGCAGAGCAGAGUCUUCUGGACCUUCAGCAAAAGCUCCAGAUAGAGCAGGACAAGCAACGCUCAGUGGAGGUGGAGAAGGUGAAUCUGGAGCAGAAGUUGCGAGAUGAGAUUAAUGAGGCUAAAAUUGAGGCUCAGAGACUCAAAAACCUGCGUGAGGGCACAGAGAACGAACUGAGCUGUCAAAAAUAUGCAGAGGAGGAACUUGAGCAGGUGCGCACAGCUUUAAAGAAGGCAGAGAAGGAGCUGGAGUCGAGGUCCUGGUCUCCACCUGAAUUUCUGCAGAAGUGGCUGCAGGUCACACAUGAGGUGGAGGUGCAGUACUACAACAUAAAGAAACAGAAUGCUGAGAAACAGCUUCUGCUGGCUAAGGAUGGGGCAGAGAAGAUAAAGAAGAAGAGAGGCACAUUGUUUGGGACGUUCCACUUGGCUCACAGCUCCUCACUGGAUGACGUCGAUCACAAAAUCUUGUCAGCCAAACAGGCUUUAGGGGAGGUAACAGCGGCUCUGAGGGAGAAGCUGCAUCGCUGGCAGCAGAUCGAGUCUCUCACAGGUUUGAGCCUUGUAAAUAAUCCAGGCCUGUCCUAUCUGGCCUCAGCCCUCAAUCUGGACCCUGCCUGUCUGGGGAUCCGAACUGCCCCUCCACAGCACCUGCUGCUUUCUGACGAUCUGGAUGACAUGGACGAGGACAUCCUGUCCCCUGGAACUCUUCGCUAUGCCGCAUGGCAGAUGGACCGGCGUGUGAGCGACCUUUGGCCUGUGGCUUCAGAGAGCCUAUGGAAACAUUCUGCUCCCAGUGCGAUGGCGGUGCGGCCACAUCACGCUGACCCUGCGCUGAGCUUUCAGAGGGAGCUGAACCACUCGGACUCGGAUUCGUCUCUGUCUCUGUGUCAGUACAGCGAGGUUCAACGUGGUACAUCCACAGCGCUGGGCAGUAGAUCCCCUCUCUCCCGACCUAACGGGGCGGGAUACGCGUCGACAGACAGUCCCAUCUUCCCAAAGAGGUCCUUUGGGAUGGAGAAGUGUGCCAGUUUGGGAGAGAUCCACACCCAGAACAGCGGCCUGAGCUCAGCCGCAUCCACACGCUCGCUCAGCACUUCACCAGUAGAUACAGACAGACCUGCAGAAGGGAAGAGCAGCAGAGGCAAGAAGAGCCCAGGGGACGAGGACAGUGGCUCCACAGGGGAGGACGCUGAUGUGUCCAGCUCCAGCCGCAAGAAGCACACCUUCACCAGACUCUUUCAUAAGCAGAAGCAGAAGAAACAGUAGUGAUGCAGUGAAAGAGUAAAAAGAUUUAAAUCUACUUCACAUUCAGAGAUAUUGUAUAUUCUAGAAAUAUCAUUACUGUUGCAAUAGGUACAAGGGAACAUCUACUGUAUGAUUAUUUUGUUUUUAAUGACUUGGUUUAUAUAGUGAUUGUCAUCUAAUGGGAACAAAAGUAUUAUUCUUGUGCAGAAAUGUGUGAUUUUCCUGUCAAAUAAUUUAUUUUACAGAUAUGGAUACUUUCUAUAUGGUCACCCAAUUUCUAUCCUGAAUAUUUGUUUUGUUUUUCUUUUAUUACAAGCUACAUGUGCCGUGUGUCUACAGGACUGGAUACAGUAAAGAGAUGCUAAGUGUGGAUAAGAGUAGAAAUGUGCAUUAGAGUAGUUUUACUCUUUUACAUUACAUUUUAAAGACCCUGAUGACAUGCACAGAUAAACUACAACAAUCUGUGCAUUCGGUGUAUGUUUUAUUCUAUGUCGUUAUGUAUUUAUAUUUUCAUGUUUAUACCAGAUAUAUAUGAGCACCGAAUACUGAAACCAGAUGAAAAUGUUAGACUGCUCUAUUUUUGUUAAAUGCACAAGCACAAAUAUUCUACAACACUUCAUAUGUGUACUAAGUUUUAUUUUCUUUUUGUUUGGUGUGAGGAAGCCUGCUCAUGGUAGUGUAAACUCUGUGUAAACUCCUGUUCUUGGCUGACAGGAGUGGAGCCUGUUACAACAGCAUGAGUUGUGCAUGCUCAGCACAGUUGAAAAGAGUGAUUGAGUUAACGUUGCCUUCCUGUCAGCUCGACUGUCUCCUUUCACCUCUUGCAGAACAACUAAUUGCUGGAUGUUGUGUAUAAAAUCAGUAGACUGUUGUGUGAGAAUCCCAGGAAAACAGCCGGCCCUGAAAUACUCAAAUCAACCUGUCUGUUACCUGCAACCAUGCCACGGACGGAGGUCAGAUUUUUCUCCAUUCUGAUGAUUUAAGUUAACAUUAACCGAAGCCUUUCAUCUGAGUCUGUAUGAUUUAAUGUAAUGCCUUGUUACAUUUGCUCAUUGAUCAUUUACAGCUUUAGCAGAUGCCCUAAUUUAGAGCGACCCUUUUUUUUAAGCUCAUUUGGUACAACUGAGCAAUUCAGGGUUAAGGGCCUUGCCCAGAGGCCCAGCAAUAGUAGCUUGGUGGACCUAGGAUUCAAGCUUACAACCUUCCAAUUAAUAGACCAACAACUUAACCACUAGGCUUCCACAUCUCUAGUCACCUUGUUACCACCUGAUUGGCUGAUGAGAUAACUGCAUGAAUCAACAGGGAUACAGGAGUUCCUUUUAAAAUGAUCUUGAAGACAUUUCUCUGACGUGGAAACGGAUCAGGGAAGCCUGUUUACUUCAAACUCAAUUCUAAUAGGAUUUUUUAAUUUCCUUCAGUGAAUAUUUAAAAUAAAUGACUAUACAAUAUAAACCACAAUGCAAACUCUAAUAUAACAGUAAAGUAACAGUAAAUGUCCCAUACACAGUGCGUUUCGAGUGAAUCGGUUUUCUGUUCAGGGAUAUGUGUUGAAAUUCUCACCCAUGAUAACUGCACACACAUGGUGUAGCUUCAGCAGGUGAUCAGGUUGAUAAACACCAGAGUAUUUAAGUUUUUAAGAGGACGGAGGUACAUUUAGAGGCAGAUUUAUCAACCCUUCACAUCACACCUUUCUAAAUCUGAAUUAAAAUGUAUAAUAUAAUAAAUCUAUUUAUUAAUCUAUUUAACUCUAGGUAAAGUAAAAUGCACUUGUAGUAAAAUUAUGUAGAUAAAAGAGUGUGUGUUUGAAGGAAAAAGGAAAUUUGAGAUAUGGAGCAUUAUGAUUUGCAUAAAAGGUCAUGGUUUCCAUGAGGUUCAUCCUUUCCAUUAAAGUUCAGAUGGCGCUCCAGUGGAUUACAUGAAUCAUCAGGAUUUACAAUUUAGUCCAAGCAAAUAGCAAAAAAGUGUAACUUAAAUUCAUGUUAACAUUUCAAAUAUUAUCACUUGUUACUGCCAGUAAGAAAUGUAAUUAUCAAAAUAUAAAAUUGUGCAUAAAAUAUAAAAUCUAUAUAUACACAGUUAAGAAGAUUGUUGUUGACUUUUUCACCUUUAAAUUGAGCAGCUAGCCAAGUAAUUGUAAGAAAGUGAGCUGGCAGGUUUUUCCAUAGAGAACACAUACAUAUAUUCCUUCACCUGGCAUCUGGAGUGGACAUGUUUAAACGUGCCUUUGCAUCUGUCCUACCCAGUCCUUCAUGUAAUCAGACUGGCUUGAUCAAGCUGUAUCUUGUUGCUCAGACGUACUUUUUUCUUUUUUUAUAUCUUCUGUAUGCUGCACUCUGUCUGACAGCCAACUACUCAUAUCAGGUUAAUACUUUAAUUAGCCAAAUCCUUUAAUUGUCUUCAACUUUAUUAAGUAUUUAUGUUAGUAUAUUCUAGUUUAAAUAUUAAGUUAUACAAAUAUUUAUAGCAAUGUUUUAGAGCAGUUCACAAAAUGUAAAAACUGUACGAUCCAGAAUUAGUUCUCAGGCCCUUCUGGAAAAUAGCAUGAGUGUAGCAGUACAUCUGGUUUACUGGGACAUGGUCGUUACUCUGUAGCUGAGUGGAAAUCUUUCCUGACUGACGCAUGCUCCAAAUCCGCAAGAAGGAAUCAGUGCCGCAUAAAUGCCAGAGGCAAAGUUUUGACCUACAGUCUGCACACAAUGACAGCUUGUUUGCAUGGAGUCUGAUGUAACACCACACUUAAGGUGGCGCUCUGCUCUGUGCAGCUCAUCGUAAAUCCAGAGAUUUCUCUGAGGCGAGACGCUCCAGAUAAGCCGAAUUUAGGGGUUACCCAUGGUUCGGAGUAAACAGACAAGAAGUCUGUGGAAAAGCCGAUGUAUCUUAUGCUGGGGAUGUGAACUCAGUGAAUGUCACUUCCCAGUGUUUUAAGUUUAAUUUUUAUCAUUUAAAACACCAACUGGUAUGUUUUUAUUUCACAGCUACACUCUCUGUACUGAAGUAGUUAUUAUUUACUAAAGCUGUGAAAUACAGGUUAUUUAUCAGACAUCAUGAGCUUGUAUCAGUGAGCAUAAAUCUCUGAAAUAAAUAAUGAUCGUAUAAUCAAUGUGUCUCCUUUAACACCUUACAAAAAGGCUUUGGGGGGGAAAAGAAACUGAAUAAAUUGCAUGUUGUUCUACUCAA